Mesorhabditis belari is the source of this 1143-nucleotide messenger RNA. Lineage: Eukaryota; Metazoa; Nematoda; Chromadorea; Rhabditida; Rhabditidae. The record is from the annotation of a GenBank genome assembly.
AUGAGAUUAACCCCUACUUCAAACGACUACUCUGGCCUGCUGUGCUUUUGCAAUACAACAAAUUGUAAUACCGGUACUCCGUCAGUGACAACAAACAUGUGGCACACUGGCAAUGUAACAAUGAAUAAACAAGUGAUGCCACUUGCCGAGCCACGAUUCAACAGUUGCUAUAUGGACACUGACAACGAUGGGAUUUUGGAUCGUUGGGCAAUGGCGGCCGGAGCACCAGGUGUUCAAAUGAGUGAAGAAUUCUAUCGAGUUAUCGAGGGAAAUGCUGAAUAUUCACCCUUUUAUCUUGGUUUAAUCACUAGCUAUCAGUACUCGACUUCUCUCGUCUCAAUCUACUACACUUGCAAUCAAACAAUCACUCGACAGGGUUGUUUCUCACAGGAUUACUCAAAAGCUUUAGGGAAAGUUGAGAUAGGCAUAAUGCAAUUCACAGCAUUCCACGUGUUUUGUGAUGAACAUUUAUGCAACAAGGAUCUUGAAACAGCACAGAAAUCGGCUAUGAAUCACCAAUCGGAUUGGAGUGAAGCGAACAGUGAAAGUGGCUCGAGAACGACUCUUGUGUCAACAAAAACUUCAACAAAAUAUUUCCCAUCAGCCACCAAAUGCUAUUAUGAUCCAAACGCUUUCCGAGUGAUAACUGACGACGAAAAGCAUCGAGAUGGUACAUCAAUGUGCAAUAAAAAGCCUCCUUCCCUAACUCUUUCGAACGAUUCGCUAAAAAUCUCUCUUGGAAAUGUGACCUUUCCAUCAACUCGAAUGCCAAUGGUCAACUGUAGCUCAUAUCGGACAAACUACAUUUAUAAUGGAAAAGAAUCGGAGCUGAAAUUCUGGUCGAAUAUCUCGAAAAUCGUCACCGACACAGCAUGCGCAUUAUGGGCUGAUUUAGAGAACAAUUGCAAUAAUUAUACAUCAUUGGAAAAGUUAUCCACAAAUCAAACAAUCAAAUGCUAUCUAGGCUAUUGGCAUGUCACAGCAGAAACUGACACUUGUAUGGGCCAUUUCUGCUUUUAUGUAGAAUAUCAGGAAACAGUUGGCCCAAAUUCGGAUUAUGGACGUGGUUGUGUAUCGCAAGACUACUCAAAAGCUUCUGGACGUAUUGAGGUCUGCUGUACGGGUGUUUCUUUGUUCGAAAAU